Molecule: messenger RNA, 7377 nt
Organism: Lodderomyces pseudojiufengensis
Lineage: Eukaryota; Fungi; Ascomycota; Pichiomycetes; Serinales; Debaryomycetaceae
Gene: UTP20
Product: Utp20p
Exons: 1
Coding region: 1-7377 (2458 amino acids)
Cellular component (GO): small-subunit processome; nucleolus; 90S preribosome
Source: RefSeq, a predicted model, not a curated record
AUGCCGAAGAAUAAAACAACUGAAUCAAGUAGAAGACAUGGUUUCGUCUCAUUUAAAGAAAGGGUUGAUUCAAUCAAAAUAGAACCAAGUAAAAGAUUAAAUAAACGAGUAUAUGAUGAUGUUGAAUCUUCACAUACUCUCUCAACUUUGGAACAUUGGCAAGAAUUAAAUUUAUCAGGAACUUUCACAGGUUUAAUAGAUGAUAUAAUAGAUUCGUGUCAGUCAUUACCACAAGUUAUCCAUCAUAAAGAUAAAAUAUAUGAAGCAAUAUACGAAGCAAUUAAAUCAAACGAUAUACAUUCACUACAACCAUUAUUUGAAGUACUUAGUCAGUUUAUUCACGAUUUGGGACCAGAUUUUUUACCAUAUUAUCCAAAAACUUUGAAUUUAAUAAGCGAAAUAGUAUUAACAGUUAAUCCAAAUGAUCUUCAAAAUAGUCGAAAUUCAUCGAAUGCAUUAGACUGGGCAUUUAGUACAUUAGCAUUUACAUUCAAAUACUUGGUGAAAUAUUUGACAGAAGACUUAAUACCAACAUUUCUGGAGUUAAUACCUUUAUUGAAAUUAACGAAUAAACAAUAUAUUUCCAGAUUUUGUGCAGAAUCGCUAUCAUUUUUAGUCAGAAAGCUGAGUCCAGAUGUGGUUAGAAGUUUCAUACGAUAUGCAUUGUAUGAUCAAGUUGAUGCAAUCAUGACUAAUGCAAAUUACUUGGAAUCAAUCAAAAUAAUAUUCAGUGAGUCAAUGAAAAAUACAAAAGGUACUUUCCACACAAAGUCUAGGACAAUUCUUACAAUAAUAUUGGAUUGUGUUAUCAAUGAAAUACACACAGAGGCUCAACUGAAAAUUGUCAGUCUACUUUCGGAUAUAUUAUUGGACGUGCUACACCACGGAGAAGCAGAAGCUUGUGAAAGCUUCUAUAAUUUAAUUUCAGAAGAAUUAAGUAGACUAAUACAGGAAAAUCAAGAUGAAGUUGUGCUAUUGAUGAGUUGUCAAAUUCUUUCCACCCUUUGUUUCACCGAUUCGGGGAAAAAAGUCUCAAAUUGGAGUAAAAUUUUACAAUUGAUUGAUCAAAUUAUUGUGCUUAUGCAAACUAAGGAGUCAAUCUCAAUAGAACUAAAUGAAUCCAUUGUCUAUUUAUUACUGGUUGUUUUUAGAAAUGUUCCAACGCAGGCAUUAAUAAAGUAUCAAAAGCGUUUCAUUGAUAACAUCAUGGUCAUCAAUAAUGGUGCUGGAUUCUUACCAUUCAUGUUUUCAGGAUUAAACAACAAGUAUUCGAAACUAUCAGAAUUUGGCAUAAACCUGUACAUACAAGAUUACAUGAAUAAAUUUAGUGAUGACGAGGAGGUGUUUAAAAGAGAGGCAUUUUUCCUCGAAAUUUCAAAAGAAACAAAAUUUAGUUUUCCUAAUUCAACUGCUAACAAAUUAGUUGGAACCCUUUUGGAUGAUAUUGAGCAUCAAAGGUUUUUUGAUAUUUCAUGGAAAUUGAUAUUAAUUAAACAUUCCAAAAACAUAAAAGUUGAUGAAACUAUUUUGAGCAAACUUUUGUUUGAAUCACCAGACACAACCUUAGGUAAUGAGCUUGUGUGUCUCACCAUGUACCUUUUGAUGCCAAUUUUAACAUCGUCAUCCCACAUUUUAAAUGAAAUGGUUGAAUUUUUUGUGAAUAAUUUCAAAAGAUUCCAAAAGUCCAAAAGUUUCCUACCAGCAUUAUCAGAAUUAAUUAAACUUUCCGAAAAUUCAAAGAUUUUUAUGGACAACGUUUUAAAUUGUCUUUUACUACCGAGUCAUCAAUCAAAGUCAGAUGCUAUUGAGUUGAUAGAACUUAUACUAAGGUUAAAUAAUGAGGCUGUAUCGGAGACUCUAUCACAAAUAAAAAUAAUAGAAGAAAUUCCAUUGUCACUACAUACUGGAAGAGAUCUCACAUUGAGGAUCAGAAAUUUAGCAAACAGCUUUCAAAAAGAAAUAAGUCCAUCAAAAUUCGAUAAAAUAUUGAUCUCAAAAUACUUUUUUGGAUUAUUGUCUAAUAAAUUUCAACCAAGUUGGAAAGCCGUUUUUGAAGCUUUGCCAACAAUAUCAAGCUCAUGUAAAUCAGAAUUAUGGGAGAAUGCUUAUACACUUUUAACUAUGGAUUACUAUAAUGAGACAUCAACCAAUGGUUUUGAGGACGAAAAGUUUUCAAAUUUGAUAGACUGGCAACCCCAAAGUACUAAAUUGAUACAAAAUUUUGAAUUUUAUGAAACCAACUAUUUGGGUCCAUUCAGGAAUAUCAAUGCCUCGAUCUCAAAUUUAUGUAAUGCUGCUUGCAAUGGAAAUUCAUUCGAAGUCAUGUUACGCUCUAAUGUUCUACAUGCUUUACAAGCUUCCCCAGACAUAGUCAAUCAAUCUGAAUUAGUUGAUUUAUUCUUAGGUCAAGGUCAAAAUAGCGAGAAUUUUCAAAACUGGUCCAAGAAUGACAAAAAUGAUUCUCUAGUUUUGAUAUCAAAAUUGAAGAAUUUAAGAAAGUUGAAAGAUAGUGAGAAAUUGUAUGCAAGAAUGUUAUCACUUUUGUCCAGUUCAUAUUCGAAAGUUCAGCAAUUAUCGCUAGAUGUCAUAUUUGCAUUUCAUGACCCGAUAAUCAACAAAUAUAGAGAUAACUUAAAAAAUUUAUUGGAUGAUGUAACUUUUAGUGAUGAAAUAUCAAAAUUUACUGAUUUAAACAGCCCAUUUGAAAUUGAGGAUAAAUCACAUAUCAUGCCAUUAGUGAUUAGAAUAUUAUUUGGGAAAGUACAAGGUAAACCUUCAAGUAAGAGUAAAUUAGGUUAUAGAAAUGCUGCAUUGUCAAGUUUACCAAAUUUCAAUGACGCGGAUAUCAUCUCAUUCAUAAAUAUAGGUUCAGAGAAAUUGAAUUAUGAAGAUUAUUUUGAAGGAAGAGCUCCUUUGGCGAGCUUGGGUUUGGUUAAAGGUGAGUUGAACAAAAUUACUGGUUAUAUGAAUUUACUUCAUCAAAUGUACGAACUUUUGAGUAAAAAUUAUGCAUCUGUUUUGUCUGUUACAAUUGAACCAUUGAUUUAUUCAUUAUUAGCUGCUCAAAAUAGACUAGAUUGUUCAUCGGACAUUGUGGCUGAUGUUGAGGAAAAAGACGAUGAGGAAAUUGUUGGUGUCAAAAUGGCAAAAAGUAUAAGACUGAUUGGUAUGAGAAAUUUAAAAGAAUUGUUCACGAUUUUAGGUCCAGACUUUAAUUGGAAGAAUUACGUCCAAGUUAUUUCGAAUAAUUUAAUACAACCACGUUUAAAUAAUUUUGCAAAUGAAAACUCCCAGCAACCGUCGGCGGCAUUACUUUUGAUAUGCUCAUGGAUAAAUCAAUUUAAUACAUUACCAUUCCUUUUCGCUAAUGAUUUUGAACCUGUUAAAGCUGUGUUGUCUAUCUUGGAAAAGAAAGAUGCAAAAGAAUCUGUUGUCUCCGAAGUUUUGGAUUUCGCGAUAAAAGCGCUAGAGAAGAAAAAUGAAUCAAAUGAUGAUUAUUACACAUUACUAGCAAUUGUUGUUGAUUCUUUAUUACAAACAUUACCUAUUACCAUUGAUCGUAUUUAUAACCGUGAUGUUGGGUCGAAAGCAAUCAGAAUUUUAUUAUUGAUGAUUGAAGGAGAAUACAUAGAUACAAAUGAGUCAAAACUGGUCUUAAUAAACUCAUUGACUUUUGCACUCGAGAAAAGUAAUCAACACAUUGAUCUCAAAGAUAAAGCAAAUAUCCUUAUAUCAUUGUCAUCUUUGAUCGGGUCCUAUGAAUGUUCAUUUGAAGAUAUUGAACCGUUAUACCUUGCUUGUUCCAAACUUUUAAGAAUAUUUCCAACUAGAGAAAUUCGUGAGACUUUGUCAACUUUAUUUGUUUCCUUUGGUCUUAAAUUUCAUGAAUUGAAAUUAGUGUCUGAAUUAAUUUCUGAUUUAAAUGCAUACACCACAAGAAUGAGUGAGUAUGAUUUUGAAAAACGAUUAAAUGCGUUUAAAUUGAUUAAUGAAGAAUAUUACAAGUCUUUUGAUGUAUUACAAUGGACUCCCUUAGUCAAUGCUGGUUUGUUUUUCAUCAAUGAUCCUACAGAAUUAGUUAUUAGAGAAAAUGCCACUUUCAUGUUGAAAAGAUUUGUAGACUGUUAUAACUCAAAAACAACUUUUGAGGAAGCUGCUCCAUACAUACAUUUGUUGAAAGAUACAAUUUUACCAAUACUUAGAGUCGGUUUGAGGAAAGAAAAUGAAGAUAUUCAAAGCGAAUAUGUAUCACUAUUAGAGUAUAUUGUGCAAGAAGAUAAAUUCUUUAAUGAAUUAAGUGAUAUGCAGAUAUUAAUCGGUGAUGAUGAAGACGAAGAGCUGCAAUUUUUCAAAAAUAUAAAUCAUAUUCAAUUACAUUUACGUCAAAGAUCAAUACGAAGAUUAUUAGAACAUCGAGGCAAAUUGAAUGAUAAUAGUAUAUCUCAUUAUAUAUUACCGUUACUUGAAAAAUAUGCUGUUUCCAAGGAAGAGAAAUUCAGGAACAUUGGUCUUGAAUCAUUAGAGGCUAUUAAAGUUUUGGCAGAAUCUGUUAGUUGGAAUCAAUACAAAGCAAUUUUUAAACGAUAUAUAAGUGGGCUAAAACUAGAAACGGAUGUUUUGAGACAGAAAGUUAACCUAAUAGUAGCAAUAUCAACUGUUUUGAAAGAGUUGAAGAUGUUGUCAAUGCAAGAUGAGUUUGAUAAAUUUGUUUUGAUGGAAAUUCUACCAACACUCACAAAAAUUUUGCAAGUGCGUGAUGACAAUACAAUAGUUGCAAGAGCCCCAUUAGCUGAAGCUGCCAUUAAUUUAAUAAUGUGUAUCACACCUGAAAAAAUCAAUGAUGAAUUACCCAAAGUCUUAACCAAUUUGUGUCAAGUUAUGAGGUCAAGAUCAGAAGAGUUGAGAGAUGCUGUAAGAAAGACUCUAGGUAAAAUUACUACAUCAUUAGGUUCUCAUUAUUUAAUAUUCAUUUUAAAAGAAUUGCAGACUGCAUUAUCAAGAGGUUCUCAAAUUCAUGUUUUAAGUUUCACUACGAAUUAUUUGUUACAAUGUUUAUCAAAAGAGUUGAAGCAUGGGGAUUUGAAUGAAUCAGUGCCAUUAGUUAUGAAUGUUGUGAUGGAAGAUAUAUUUGGUGCUGCUGGUCAAGAAAAGGACGCGGAUGGUUAUACUAGUAAGAUGAAGGAAGUUAAAUUUAAAAAAAGUUUUGAUACAUGUGAAAUUUUAGCAUCAAAUAUAACUUUGAAUGAAUUUGGUGAAUUGAUUGCACCUAUUAGAUUAUUAUUAAAAGAAGUUGUCAAUCAUAAAGUUCAAGUUAAAUUAGAUGAAGUUUUGAGGAAACUAUCGAUGGGUUUACAUCAUAAUGUUGAUGCAUCGAAUGUGAAGAUUUUACAUUUAUGUUAUGAAAUUUUCAUGAUGUCAAUUGAUAAUGAAGAAGAGAAAGAAAAAUUGAUCAGUGCUACAGAAGCUCACUUCUUGACUGUUUUGGACAGGAAAGUUAAGACACACAUUGAUAAAUCUAUUUACAAACAAACUAUGCAAAAACUUUCGUUGGAAUUAUUAAGAACUGCGAUAUCACGUCAUGAACUGUUAUUAAAUACGUCAAAUAUGAAAGGAUUUAUUCCAUUAUUAACUACUGCUAUAUAUUCAGAAAAUGAAGGUGUCAUUUUGGCUUCAUUAAAAGUACUAUCAAUAGUUGUGAGAUUACCAUUUGACGAAGAAACUCAAAACAUUUUAAAAACUUGUGUUAGAAAAGCAUUAAUUAUUAUAAAAGAUUCACCCACUACAAAUUCAGAUAUAGUCCAAUCUGCUUUAAAGUUUUUAGCUACAACUAUAAAACACAACCCAAAAGUAGUAUUGAAAGAAUCAGCAAUAAGUUAUGUUUUGAGUAGAAUUCAACCAGAUUUGGAAGAGCCAAAUAGACAAGGAUUAGCUUUUCAAUUUUUAAAAGCUGUCGUUUCUCAACAUUUAAUGUUGCCUGAGAUUUAUGAUAUUAUGGAAAGUGUCUCGAAAUUAAUGAUUGUUAAUCAUACAAAAGAAAUUAGAGAUAUGUCAAGAUCAGUUUAUUUUCAAUUUCUCAUGGAGUAUGAUCAAAGUAAAGGCAGGUUAGAGAAACAAUUUAAGUUUUUGGUGAAUAAUUUGUCAUAUCCGACUGAAGAAGGAAGACAAUCAGUUAUGGAGUUAAUUCAUUUGAUUAUCAUGAAAGCUGGUAAAGACUUAUUAGAAAAAUUGAAUUCUUCGUUUUUUAUAGCCUUGUCCAAUGUGUUGAUAAUGGAUAGUUCAGCAAGAUCAAGAGAGAUGGCUAGUUCGUUGUUGAUAAAUUUGAUGAAAAAGGUUAAAAAUAUUAAAUUUAUGGAAGAUUAUUGUUCCGGUUGGUUGAAACAGUCAAAGGUUUUAUUGAAAAGAUGUGGAUUCCAAAUUUACAAAUUGAUCAUAUCUGUGUUUGGGUAUAAGCAUAACGAACAAUUAAAUAAAUUGGUUUUAGACAAUAUUCAAGCAAUUUUGAAAGAUGCUCAAUUUUCUGAUGAAGGAAAUGACGUUGAAUGGGAAUUAAUUUAUUCUGCCCUUUCUGCUUUCAGUUCAAUUGCAUCCGAUGUGAAGGACCAAACAUUCGAGGCUAAAUUUCAAACUAUCUGGGUCUCGAUAAUUGAUUGUUUGUUGUAUCCACAUUCAUGGAUUAGACUCAUCUGUUGUAAGUUAAUUUCAAUCCCGCUCGCAAAUUUAGACAAGAGUAAAAUUAAAGGCGCUCAAUUAGAAUUAAUAAUGAUCAAGUUGAUUCAUCAAUUGAGAACUCCCUCGUUAUCUGAAGAAUUGGGGAAUGUUUGUAUCAAAAAUUUGGUGUUCAUUGCGAUAAAAUGGGAAGCUAAUGACACAUACAUUGAAAAUGAAUCAAAUGAUAAGAUACAUGCAAACGACUUUUUGGUGAAUAAAAUAUGUGGUGUAAUAAAACAAGAGAAUUUUCAAUCAAUUAUUGCUAAAAAAAUGUCAAUUAAGUUUUUGAAUUUAUUUUUACAAGUCAUAAGUGGUUCUAAAUCAAUAAAAAUUUCAGAAAAGAUAAUAGCAGCAUUAUAUAAUUUCACUGAUUCAGAAUACGCUAGAACUAUGGAAAGUGAUGAAUUGACGAAUUUAUCAUUAGAAACUUUAAACUUAAUUAAAGAAAAAAUAGGUAUAACUGAAUACACUUCAUUAUUUGCUAAAAUUAAACAAGAAGUAGAUGCAAGAAGGAGAAGUAGAAAAGCUAAAAAGGCUCAAUUAACUUUGAAUGCUCCCGUUAUAGCUGCUAAAAGGAAUUUCAAAAAGCAUGAAAGGUUUAGAGAGAAAAGGAAAAACGAACGUGAUGAAAAUGGAUAUUAUAAAAGUAAGAAAAAAAGAGUGAUUUAA